AAAAUUUAAAAAAAAAUUAAUAAUUUUGUUUAAAUAUAUUAUUUAACUUUCUAACAGUUAUUUUCUUUAAGUUUAAUUGUUAAAAUUUAUUAUUCAACUCACACACACACACAUACAUUCAUAACAUCUUUAAAAUUCGUUGUCGUUCCUGUAUACAUGUUUGUGUUUUAGUCGUAUUUAUACGUUAACAUCCUUAACGUCGUCGUAGUUAUUGUUCUUUUCGUUGUUAUCAUCGUCGUCCUCGUCGUCGUCGUUGUUUUCUUCGUUCUCGUCAUAGUUAAUCGUUAUUAUCGUUAUAUAUUAAACAAUAUAAGUGUGUUAUUUUAUAAAUCCCUUAAAAAAAAUAAAACCAAAAACGAAAACCUUUAUACUUAAAACCUGAAUUAACAAAAAAUUAACAAGGAUAACAAAAAAAAGAAAGAAAAAUUCUGAAAACAACAAAAAAAACCCAAACAGUGUGUUUUACUUUCUACAUUAUAUUUUGCAUAUUUUUCUCUUAAGUUUUCAAAAAAAAGUGUGUGGAAAUUCUUUUUUUUAUGAAAAAAAUUAGUUUUCUAUUUAAAUAUCUAACAUGGCUAAAGUUAAAACUAAAAAUAUUAUAUUAAAACUCUAAAAGGAUUAAUCAGCAAACACUUUUUAAUUGGAAAUUAAUAAACAUCUUUAAAAAGAGUGUUACAUGAACAGACAAUAUCCGUUUGAUGUAACAGUACAUAAAAACCAAAAAAAAGAAUCAAAUGUAAUCAAUGAAAUUGAUAUCACAAAAUUUAAUUUUUAAUCUUAGAAAAAAUCCACGAAAAUCGUCUAUAAAAUCUCGUGCAAUAACAGACAAAAAAGAAAUAAAAUACGUGAUUUAUAUUUCACAAAAUUUUAAAAGUUGUAGACUAAACGUGUUGAUAAGAAAAUUUUACAAUAAACCUAAUGAUGAUGGGGCCAUGAGCCCAUCAUUACCGACAUUGAGUUGGAGUCGCAAGCGCGUCUCAAGCGGGCCUGCACCAUGCUAGCACCGCCGAACCCGAGGUCAAUAUGCGGCCAGGACCCGGGCUGGUCGUGAUGGCGCUUGCGUUUAUUUCGGGGGCUCGGCGUGGCAGCACCAGCAGCAUCAGUUCAAAGACUACAACAACGUCGUCACCACCACCACCAACACUACAAAUUUUAACUACAACAACACCAGCAUCAUCAUUAACAUUAUUUCAAACGACCGUAACAACAUCACCAAAGUUAUCAUCCUCUUUCUCAUUAAUUUCUUCUACUACUACUACCACCACCACCUCCACUCCACCAACAACAACAGGCGACACCAUCACAACCACGUCAUCACCACCAACAACACAACCAAUAAAAAUUUAUGAAAAUUUUGGUUUUUUCGGCUCACAUCCAUUCAAGGAACAAGAAAACGACCAUCAAAUCCAUCUCAGUAAACGGCCCAAAGAACCAGUGCCCUUUAACUUUUUUAAUACAUUUUUUACUCGCAACUCAUACAACUCGAAUCCCUCUACGUCCAACUAUUUUGCCUACACGUAUCCGCUGCCCUCGCACUUAACACAACAUUACGACGAUCCGCGUGCUCGUACGGAAUCGAAUACUGUUUUGCACACGGCAAAACAUACGCGUCGCGCGAACGCGAAAUUUCGUCGGCGACGAAAAAGAAGAACGCGAAGUGCUAACGUUAACUAUAGGGGCAGCGGAACUGGCAGCGACGACGCUGCCGAGAAUCUCAACGAUUCAGACGAUACACUGACCUCACUGACAACGGCUGUCGACAGCAGCAGUGACAGUGUAUUAAGUGAUCAAACAACACUAGCCCGCGGUCUACCCGUACACUUUCCUUCACUAACCGCCGCCGAUUCGUCAAGAUCCCUUGACGAAGACGAUAUAUUUGCCUUAGUAGCCGAGGACGAUCUUCUAUCCGAAGAGUCCUUUGAUCAUUUGGUUAAACUAACAAACGACAAAAUUGGUGACACGAACGAAGAAGACUAUAGCAGCGGCACGGAGACUGUAGUCGAGUCAUCGAGUGGUAGUGGCAGUGGUGCUCCAGACAAUGUACUCGAUGCACCAGAUCAGCAAAAUGCUAUUGAGGAUUUUGUGCGUGAACAUCGGCAGCAACAGCAACAACAAGAGCAUGAUCAGCAACAAGAAGAUCAUAAAGAAAAUCCUCAACUUCAAGAUGACAAUGUUGGUGACAAUGGGAAUAAAGAUAAACCCAAUAGAGAUCAUGAUUCAGAACAAGAUGAUGUUGAUACGAUUUAUACCGCUCAUUUAGUGGGCAAUAGCAACGAAAAAGUUGUUUCACUAGCCGAAACAGACUCAACACACUCUUCAGAUCCAGUUAGAGCCAUCGAGAAAGAGGAUAAUUUAGUAAGAGCAACAACAACAACAACAACUACCACAACAAAACAUCCAAAGGCAGAGUUAGAUAGUCCAAAUAGAUAUCAUACGAUAUUGGGUAGUAAUUUUGCACUAACACGCCUUAAUCCUUGGAUAUCAGCUUGUGAUCUGGCACAACCUGGUCCAUUAUCAGCACCAGAUUUGCAGGUAGGUUUUUUUUGGAAUUUUAUAGUAUAAAAACAAGGACUAACUAUAAAGGACAGGAUGUAAAGGAACAUUUAUUAGAUCCUGUUUAUAAAAAUGUUUCUAAAAUUUAUUUUAUUCUUCACAUUUAUGUCCUUCUGGUAUUCUUUUUUUUUCUCUUUUUUCUUAAUCAGUCACAUGUCAAAUUACUUUAAUUACUUGUGAUUGUCUGUUCAAUUGUGUAAGUGUGUGUGUUUGUGGGGGAAGGCGUGAAUGCGUGUAUUUUUAUUUAUACUUUAUAUGGAUGUUUAAAUGUAUGAAUUUACUUUUUAAAACGAAUGAAUGAAUAAGAAAUAAAGAAAUAAAUAAGUUAAUAUAUUUCUUUUUAAUGUCAGAGUUUAGACAAAUAA
This is a messenger RNA of Lucilia sericata (common green bottle fly), 2918 nucleotides long. RefSeq lists its product as uncharacterized. Lineage: Eukaryota; Metazoa; Arthropoda; Insecta; Diptera; Calliphoridae. The transcript has 2 exons. The coding region runs from base 1024 to 2562 and encodes 512 amino acids. The record is from RefSeq and is a predicted model, not a curated record.